Camelina sativa (false flax) is the source of this 845-nucleotide messenger RNA. The record is from RefSeq and is a predicted model, not a curated record. Lineage: Eukaryota; Viridiplantae; Streptophyta; Magnoliopsida; Brassicales; Brassicaceae.
UAUCUUCCAGUGCUCCAAAAAUGGCGUAUUCUAAGUCACUCAUCUUUCUGUUACUCGUACCUCUUCUCUGUUACUAUUAUACACCGAUAACGAAGAAGCUUCUUCCUCAGACUGAGAAUCCAGUGAAGCACGCAAGUGAAGCAGAAGGAGGAAACAAUUAUGAACUUCAGAAACAGAUACUUGAACUACGACAAGAAGUGGAAAUACAACGCAAGAGGAGUCUCGAAGUGGAAACUCGAGCUGAAAUCGCGGAUAAGAAAGUUGCGGAACUUAGCUCAAAGCUUGAAAAUAUCGAUGGGAAGUGGCUCUUGUCUAAGUUUGGUCUAGUCCCAAAUAAAACUUUGGCAUAUAUUAUGACUCUAUGGAAUCAACAUCUUAGCCAAACUCUUCAAAAGAAUUCACAGAAAUGGAUUCCAAGCAUCAAAGAUGCGUAUGUGACAUUAACCAUUUAUCUCGAGCCAAACGUUAAAUACUUAACCGAUGAGUCCAUCAAGCUGUUCCAUACGUGUAAGCAGGCUCUGACCCCACAUCUCAUCCAAGCAUUCAACAUUUCAUACUACUAUCUUGAGGUAAGACAAGUUAUGACCAUAGGGAAACCACACUUGGAGAAAGUACAAGUUGCCUUGGAGGCAUAUCUCGAAAACGCAAGACAUGGCUUCGAGAAGUGGGUUAACUCGACCAAAAUCUUUGGGAAGACAAAAUAAGGAAAAGCUUUGCAGCGGGUAGUAUUUAUUUAUUUAUUUAAUAAUUUCAAGACUGAGGGAACAAAUUAAAUUUCAUUGCAAUUUUCUAAAACAUAUUCAUGGCAUGCGUCUACUAUGAUCUUUAGUCAAAAAUUUCGAAAA